AUGUCCACUGAAGAGAGUCAAUUCAAUGUCCAAGGGUAUAAUAUCGUGACCAUUCUCAAAAGGUUGGAGGCGGCAACUUCUAGACUCGAGGAUAUUACUGUGUUUCAAGAGGAAGCCAACAAGCAAAAGCCAUUGACACCAACAACAGUCGCUGCUGGUAACCAAGCGGCGGAUAACAAGUCUCCUCAAUUGACUAACACGUCAGGCACUGGUGGGCCAGUUGCUCAACAAGCUAAAGAUGUUUCUCAAGCUGCUGCUGUUGCACCAACACCACCAGCACCAUCACAAGCAGUGGAAACCCCCAAGUCUGUCCAAGUGUUCCAGCGAUUUGUCGAUGAAUUUGUCAAUCCAUUCAUCAAGAUUUCCAACCAGAUUGACUCGUUAACAGGAGAAGCUGCGCAAUUGUUUGGCGACGCAUUUGCUGAACAAGCCAAGUUUUUGGCGAUAGUUGCGCAGUCUCAGAAACCGGACAUGACAGAUGCGGCAUUUGCGCAAGCAAUGACACCUACCAAUGAGAAAAUCACCAAGAUCAAUGCCCUCAAGGACGCGAAUAGGAAAUCGCCAUAUUUCAACCACUUGAACUCCUUGAGUGAAAGCGGUGCCGUCUUCUUUUGGAUUGCCUUCCCAACGCCGGUUUCGUAUAUUUCCGAUACCAAAGACUCGGCCAAGUUCUGGCUAGACCGAGUUUUGAAGGACUUUAAAGGCAAGGAUAAGAUCCAUUUAGACUGGGUCAAUCAAGUGACCAAGAUCUUUGACGAGUUGAAGAGUUAUGUCAAGGAGUAUCACACGACAGGUCCAUCUUGGAAUGCCAAGGGUGAACCGUUUGCCGAAGUUGUAAAAAAGAGUGGGAGCCAGUCAAGUCAGGCUUCAGCAUCUGCUGCUGCUGCUGCUGCUGCACCUCCCGCAGCGCCUCCCGCAGCUGGAGCUGGAGGAGCUACAUCUACACCUCCUCCUCCGCCUCCUCCCCCUGCAUCUGUCUUUGAAGUUGACUCUUUGAAACCAAAAGAAGUCUCCUCCGGCGGAGGAAUGAAUGCCGUGUUUGCUCAGUUGAACCAAGGAGCCAACGUCACCUCUGGUUUGAAGAAAGUCCAGAAAUCGGAAAUGACCCACAAGAAUCCCGAAUUGAGAAAGCAACCGCCUGUGGCCCCCAAGAAGCCCAAACUGUUGACCAAAAGCGCCGAACAUCUGUCGACCUCUUCAAAUCCAGCCGCAAAGAAGGAGGCGAAGAAAGAGUUGGUGGACGGCACCAAGUGGAUCAUUCAGAAUUUGACCAAGGCCGACGCAAGUGAGCCAAUCAUCAUUGAAACAGAAAUGCACCAGUCGGUGUUUAUCGGUAACUGCAGCGACAUCACCAUCCAAUUGAAAGGCAAAGCCAACGCCGUUGCCAUAUCCGAAGCUAAGAACAUUGGCGUUGUUGUGGACUCGUUGAUUUCCGGCGUGGAAAUCAUCAAGGCGUUCAAGUACGGAGUACAAGUCACUGGCGUAGUGUCCAUGAUCAGCGUCGACAAGUCGGACGAAGGCCAGAUCUACUUGUCGGCCGAGAGUAUAAAGAAUGACUGCCAAGUGUUUACAAGCAGCAGCACCGCUUUGAACAUCAACACUCCCGAACCUGACGGUGACUUCAAGGAACAACCGGUGCCAGAACAGUUUGUUUCCACAAUCAAGAACGGUAAGUUGGUCAGCGCAAUUGUAGAGCAUGCGGGAUGA
Lodderomyces beijingensis is the source of this 1707-nucleotide messenger RNA. NCBI's taxonomy places the organism in Eukaryota, Fungi, Ascomycota, Pichiomycetes, Serinales, Debaryomycetaceae. The record is from the annotation of a GenBank genome assembly.